AUGCCUCUCUUCAAGGCUCUCCUUCACCCCUCGCCAAAGGAAGAGAAGCGGAGGCACAAGAGGAGGCUGGUGCAGAGCCCCAACUCCUACUUCAUGGACGUCAAGUGCCCAGGAUACUAUAAAAUCACCACCGUUUUCAGCCAUGCACAGACGGUAGUUUUGUGUGUGGGUUGUUCCACUGUCCUCUGCCAGCCUACAGGAAGAAAAGCAAGGCUGAUAGAAGGAGGCUCCUUCAGACGGAAGAAGCUCUAAAAUCUCUCUGAAUCAAGAUGAAUGAGAAAUCAUUCCAAUAAACACAUUUUGGAUUUAAAAAAAAAGUAAAA
Molecule: messenger RNA, 323 nt
Organism: Suncus etruscus (white-toothed pygmy shrew)
Lineage: Eukaryota; Metazoa; Chordata; Mammalia; Eulipotyphla; Soricidae
Product: 40S ribosomal protein S27-like
Exons: 1
Coding region: 1-252 (83 amino acids)
Biological process (GO): translation; ribosomal small subunit assembly
Cellular component (GO): cytosolic small ribosomal subunit; ribosome
Molecular function (GO): RNA binding; structural constituent of ribosome
Source: RefSeq, a predicted model, not a curated record